Molecule: messenger RNA, 492 nt
Organism: Cucurbita pepo subsp. pepo (vegetable marrow)
Lineage: Eukaryota; Viridiplantae; Streptophyta; Magnoliopsida; Cucurbitales; Cucurbitaceae
Gene: HP6
Product: histidine phosphotransfer protein 6
Biological process (GO): cytokinin-activated signaling pathway; phosphorylation; phosphorelay signal transduction system
Cellular component (GO): cytoplasm; nucleus
Molecular function (GO): histidine phosphotransfer kinase activity; protein histidine kinase binding
Source: RefSeq, a predicted model, not a curated record
ACGGGUCUGCCUCUGUGGAUGCUUGGCUUCAGCGCCGACAGGUUGCGAGCCGACAUGAACCGCUUACUCGCCCUACUCUUCCACCAAGGAGUAUUAGACGAACAAUUCUUGCAGCUACAACAGCUUCAAGAUGAAAGCUCACCAAAUUUCGUAUCGGAAGUAGUGAACAUUUACUUUCAAGAAUCGGAGCGGCUGUUGAAAAACCUAAGAGCGUUGUUAAUUGAGAGAGAGCUGAGUGAUUACAAGAAAAUGGGAAACCAUUUGAAUCAGCUUAUGGGGAGCAGCUCAAGCAUUGGAGCUAACAGAGUCAGAAAUGUUUGCAUUGCAUUUCGAGCCAAUUCUGAACAAAGCAACCGUGCUGGGUGUUUGAGAGCAUUGGAGGUUCUUGAACACGAGUAUUGUUAUUUAAAGAGCAAACUUCACGAGCUGUUUCAGAUAGAGCAGCAAAGAGUGUUGGGCGCAGGAGUUAGGUACCCAAUGCAACAGAAUUGA